This is a messenger RNA of Oryzias melastigma (Indian medaka), 3338 nucleotides long. RefSeq names its product calcitonin receptor-like 2 (gene calcrl2). Gene Ontology annotation, biological process: cell surface receptor signaling pathway; adenylate cyclase-activating G protein-coupled receptor signaling pathway; angiogenesis. The coding region runs from base 936 to 2426 and encodes 496 amino acids. Gene Ontology annotation, molecular function: calcitonin gene-related peptide receptor activity; calcitonin receptor activity; adrenomedullin receptor activity. Gene Ontology annotation, cellular component: plasma membrane. The transcript is spliced from 13 exons. The record is from RefSeq and is a predicted model, not a curated record. Lineage: Eukaryota; Metazoa; Chordata; Actinopteri; Beloniformes; Adrianichthyidae.
CUAGAAAACCUAAUUUCCAGCCUAAUUUCCCCCUGCGUUCACUACGCUUUAUUUAGAAUGUCAACUAUUAGCGAGUGCGAACGCCAUUUUAGAUUCAUGUUUUUGUUUUAUUAUUCAUUUUCUGGUAUGGCCACGUUAAGAAUUUACGACGAUAUGGACGACUAUAUUGUUAUAUUGUUUAUAUUAUUAUGUGGCGAGGCGGCGGUACCGCGAGGUCCCAUGGUGUAAUGGUUAGCACUCUGGACUUUGAAUCCAGCGAUCCGAGUUCAAAUCUCGGUGGGACCUCAUCCUUUUCACGCUCUUCUAAAUAAACAUUUAGCCGAUCCUUUUAUGUAUUUUAUCUAUUUUAAGACUCGAAUUCAAAUAUAUAAACAUAUUUUUUCACCUGGAUUUUUCCAUCACAGCCAUAAACGGUAAUAUUUUUGGUUCGAUAAAAUCUACUUUAAUACUUCAGGUUUUGUUCUAUUUACGUUCCUUCAAGACAUUGAUUUACAAUAAAUAUCAAUAACGUUUUUUUUUACUGUUUUUGUUCAAUGGAUCUAAAGAUCAGAUGUGAUGUUUUCCGUCUAAAAACGAAGGAAAAUAAAACGCCCGUGAAGCACGGAUAAAAAAACAGAUUUCUCUACAAAUACUCGUACUCCAGCCCCGAUACGUGUAUAAAAACUAAAACUAAAAUGAAAACUUAAAAAAAAAAAAUAAAUAAACAAAAUAAAAUAAAAAAUUAAAAAAAAAAAAAACUUUUAUUUUGAAGCUGGUCACCGGAAACGGCUGUUCGUGGCCCCGCAGAGUUUGACAGCUGUGGAGGAGCGGCCAGGCUCGGUUGGUGCUCAGUCUGUCCUCGCGGAUCAUGUCAGCGUUCGGAUAUUUAGGAGAAAAAAGCGUUUGACGUUUGACUGGAAUCAAAGUGUCGCGGAUCUUCUCCCGUCUUUGGAAACAUGUGGAGGAUCAUCUCACUCUCACUGUUGGUGGCGUUGGCUCUGGGCUCAGAGGUUUCCCAGGCCCCGGAUGUGGUGAAGCUGGAGAGGACCGAGAUGAAGUUGCAGGAGAAUCUCAGCGACAUUUCAGCAGUUAUUGGAAACGCCCGACUCAUGAUCCUGGCGGCUCAGUUCGAGUGCUACCUAAAGAUCAUCCACGAUCCACCGUGGUCUGAAGGAGGUAACUACUGCAACCGAACGUGGGACGGCUGGAUGUGCUGGGGCGACUCGGCUCCUGGGACUGCCAUGCAGAUGUGUCCUACAUAUUUUCAGGACUUUGACCCCGGUGAAAAAGUCACUAAAGUUUGUAAUCCUGAUGGUCAGUGGUUCCACCACCCCGAGAGCAACAGAAUCUGGUCCAACUACACACAAUGUCAGGUCCACACCGAAGACAGAGUCAAGGUAGCAAUCAGCCUCUACUACCUGGCUGUGGUGGGUCACUGUCUCUCCAUCGUCUCCUUAAUAAUAAGUCUGAUUAUCUUCUCCUAUUUAAAAAGUCUCAGCUGUCAGAGAAUCUCCCUCCAUAAGAACACCUUCCUCUCCUUUAUUUUGAACUCCAUUGUUACCAUCAUGUUUCUCUCCGUCUCUGCCGUCAUUAACGAAAACACAACUUCCAGCAACUCUGUGAGCUGUAAGAUCCUGGCUGCUCUGACUCAGUACACGAGCACGUCCAACUACUUCUGGAUGCUGUGUGAGGGGAUCUACCUCCACACCCUCAUCAUCGUGGCCGUCUUCGUGGAGGAGCAGCAGCUCUUCUGGUACUACAUCCUCGGAUGGGGUUUUCCCAUCAUUCCUGCCAGCACGUAUGCCGUCGCCCGCUGGCUUUACUUUGACGACAAGUGUUGGAUCAGUCCACAUACGCAUCUCGUCUACAUCAUUCACGGCCCCAUCCAAGUGGCUCUGGUUGUAAACCUUUUCUUUCUUCUAAACAUCAUCCGAGUCCUGAUCACGAAGCUGAAGGAGACCCACUGCACAGAGUCCACAGCUUACAUGAAGGCGGUGAGGGCCACCCUCAUCCUCAUCCCGCUGCUGGGAGUCCAGUUCAUCCUCAUGCCGUGGAGACCAGAGGGAUGCAUCGGCUACGUCUACGAUUUCUUCAACAACAUCUUCUCCCACUUCCAGGGACUCAUGGUGGCAAUUAUAUUCUGCUUCUGCAACUCUGAGGCUCAAACCGCCCUGCAGAGGAAAUGGGUCCAGUGGAAAUCUGCCUGGGGGAAAACUGGCUUUGGAGAAGCGCCUGCUACCAGCAACCAUUUCAACUACCACACCAACUCCUCCAUCGUGGAGACCAGUCGUGCCACCGUCAACCUGGAGCAUCCUGCUCCUACUCCGCUUUCUGAGGCGAAAGAGAACAGCCACGCUCUGUCCCUGAUUCAGCAAGAGAACUCGGGCGAGGCAGGAACCCACGGGGAGAGGGACACUCGCAACCAGCUGGAGACCACCGGUAUCUGAAAGGAAAAAGAAAUCGCUGGAGCUGGGACACUGACAAACACCAACCAAAACAGAAAAAACGGCAGAAGACAACAAAGAUGGAAACUGAAGAGCGUUUUUGGUUAUUUAAGAACUGCAAAGGAAAGUAGUUGGCAUGUAUGUCCUUUACUUUUGGUUCACGAAAGGAGAUGAAACAUCUUUGUUUUUUGGGGGGGCUGGAGGCAAAUGACCAAAGACUUCAAGAGCAUCUGAAGGCCUUACCUAAAUUUCCACAAACACAAACAAAUGCCAAGGGCUACUAAUGUUGUUUGCAUUUUUUGUGAUUUAAAUAUUCACAAAAUAGCAAAGUCUUUUACUGCGUUGCUAAAAAUGUCUGUCAUGAGAUGAAUUUUACAAUAUAAUGAGCAAAGUAGCAUGCCACUUUCCAUUCAGAGACCCUGAGGACGUUUCAUGCUCUUUGUGAAGUCAGUCCUACAGGACUCUUGUAAAUUUAUAUAAUUUUUACACUAAAUCCACCCUCAUCAGAAGUAGAUUGGCCACCGAUUGGGUUUUAUUCUGUUCCGGUGCCAAAGUGGUUCUUUUGUUUCGCUUCAAUUACUAAUCGUUGCAAAUUUCAGUACUUCAGUAAUAAAAAAUAAUGCCUACAUCUUCCCAAAUCAACACAUUUUUAUUCCCAAGUCAUCACAUAUUGACUCAUGGUCAAGCAAUCCGUGUCAAAAAUUAACGUUUUGGGUGUCGUUGUUUUUUGACAGCCGCUUCCACUGUGUUUCUGUGUCUCUGUGACUGAGUUUAAUGGCUGUCUCGCAUUAGCCCAAGAGGAGGAAAAAUAGAGACACACAUUAGGUCGCGGGCCGAACAGGAUAAACAUGUAUUGAACACUAUAGAGCAAAAUUUUUAAAACUUUAAAACCAUAACUUUUUAACAUAAUUAUGA